Gymnodraco acuticeps is the source of this 6786-nucleotide messenger RNA. RefSeq names its product mannosidase, alpha, class 1A, member 1 (gene man1a1). Gene Ontology annotation, biological process: N-glycan processing; carbohydrate metabolic process. The record is from RefSeq and is a predicted model, not a curated record. Gene Ontology annotation, cellular component: endoplasmic reticulum; extracellular exosome; Golgi membrane. NCBI's taxonomy places the organism in Eukaryota, Metazoa, Chordata, Actinopteri, Perciformes, Bathydraconidae. Gene Ontology annotation, molecular function: mannosyl-oligosaccharide 1,2-alpha-mannosidase activity; calcium ion binding.
CCGUUGCUUCCUGUGUGAGAUCGUGGAUUCGGUUUGUCUGCAGCGAGUCUCCGGUAUGGGCAGCUGCCUCACUCCUCAACUUUUUUACCAGGGAUUUAACCACAGUUGUGCUCCAUUUGUCACGGUUGUAUACCACCUAUACAUGGAUUUGUGAACGGAAUAACCCGAAAGUGCGCUUAUCCGAGCGUUUGAAUUCAUUUUUUGUUGUUAAAAAAAGGAAGAAGAGAAAAUGCCAGUUGCAACUCUUCUGCCUUUUACCGCGACCCCGAAUAGGAAGUCUGCCAGCCCGACCUCUUUCAGGUUGACAGAGAAAUUCAUCUUGUUAUUAGUGUUUAGUGCUUUUAUUACCCUGUGUUUCGGGGCUAUUUUCUUCCUACCGGACUCGUCGAAGCUGCUCAGUGGAGUUUUCUUUCAUUCCUCCGCGGUGGAGACCAACACCCGCACCGGUCCGGACAGCAGCGACCCGGGAUCGGCUGGAAACGACGAGAGGGUCCUGGCCAAAAUCAAGAACGACCAUGAAAAAGCUCUGCUAGAGGCCAAGGAUACUCUACAGAAACGACCGGACGAGAUUAAGAAGGACAUUUUGAAUGACAAAAAGAAACUUCAGGAGGCUAAGGGUCACGGUGGUAAUGAUGUCAAUAAUUUACCUUUUGUUGUAUAUCACCGACCCCCUGGAGCUACUGGACACGAACCUCUGGACCCAGAAACCAAGGAGAGACGCGCUAAGAUCAAAGAGAUGAUGAAACACGCGUGGGACAGCUACCGGCGCUACGCCUGGGGUUCCAAUGAGCUCAGGCCCGUCUCCAAGACAGGCCACUCCAGCAAUCUAUUUGGAAGUAUAAAGGGAGCGACAAUAGUGGAUGCUCUGGAUACUCUCUACAUCAUGGAGAUGUUUGAAGAGUUUGACGCUGCUACGGACUGGGUGGAGAAGAACCUCGACUUUAAUGUGAAUGCAGAGGUGUCUGUGUUCGAGGUGAACAUCCGGUUUGUUGGAGGUCUGCUGUCCGCCUACUACCUGUCUGGAAAAGAGGUUUACCGUAGGAAGGCGGUGGAGCUGGGUGAAAAGCUGCUGCCAGCCUUCAAAACUCCCACUGGCAUCCCCUGGGCUCUGCUUAACCUCAAGAGCGGUGUUGGGAGGAACUGGCCCUGGGCGUCUGGCGGCAGCAGCAUCCUGGCAGAGUACGGCACGCUGCAUUUAGAGUUCAUGCACCUCAGCAAACUCUCUGGGAAUCCUGAGUUUGCACAGAAGGUAAUGAACAUCAGGAAGGUCCUGAAUCGCCUGGACAAACCUCAGGGUCUGUACCCCAACUACCUGAACCCCAACAGCGGCCAGUGGGGCCAACAUCACGUGUCUGUGGGUGGCCUUGGUGACAGUUUCUAUGAGUACCUGCUCAAGGCCUGGCUGAUGUCUGACAAGACUGACGACGAAGCAAAGAAGAUGUAUUAUGAUGCCCUGCAGGCGAUAGAAAUUAACCUGAUGAGGAAGUCGAGCGGCGGGCUGACCUACAUCGCGGAGUGGAAGGGAGGGCUGCUGGAGCACAAGAUGGGUCACCUGACGUGUUUCGCCGGCGGGAUGAUCGCUCUGGGAGCCGACGGAGCGCCCACCGACAAGACGGGCCACCAGAUGGAGCAGGCCGCCGAGAUUGCACGCACCUGCCACGAGUCCUACGCCAGAACCUCUCUGAAGCUGGGUCCGGAGGCGUUUCGUUUCGACGGCGGGGUCGAGGCCAUCGCCACCCGGCAGAACGAGAAAUACUUCAUCCUCCGCCCCGAGGUCAUCGAGACCUACAUGUACAUGUGGAGGUUCACACACGACCCCAAAUACAGGGAGUGGGGCUGGGAGGCGGUCCAGGCUCUGGAGCAGCACUGCCGGGUGGAGGGAGGCUACAGCGGCGUCAGAGACGUCUACGCCUCGACUCCAAACCACGACGACGUGCAGCAGAGCUUCUACCUAGCAGAGACACUCAAGUAUCUCUACCUGCUCUUCUCCGAUGACGACCACCUAGCCUUCGACCACUGGGUGUUCAACACCGAGGCUCACCCUCUGCCCGUCAUCAAGAAGGACAAAACAGACAUCCCCAACGAGGUGGAGUAGAGACGACCUCAUCGUUCACUAAAGACCCUCUGAUCCUGUCCCCUGAGCCUCCUGCUGAAAACACUUCGCCUCGCGGAGCUACAGAAGCCUCUCCGUUGGGGUUCCUCUUUUCAUUUCUAACGGGAUCAAAAACAGAAUUCAAAUCGUGAAUUCUUGCUGUCGAAUCCAGUUUUUCUUUUUUUCUUGAACCGACAUUUACUGCCGAGUAAUAACUCCACAUAAUGCAGUGCUAUCAUCAGACGGGUUGUAAUGUUCCUGCAGUGUAAAAGGACUCUCUGAAGAUGUCAUUACAUCGAGUGGCAGUCUCAUCCAGAGGGACACAGUUAGCCGUCAGUGAUUUUGUUGUGAGUAGCUACAGCUUUUGUUUUGUGUGAGAAGGGGAGAGACCUCUUGUGGAUGUUUCGGACCUGAGCUUUGGGCACCAGAAAGACUGCAGCUCUGGUCUGAGGAUUAGAAAGGCGGACUUUAGAGGACGUGGACUUUUCUCCGGCUUUAUUAUCACAAUAGGAACCGGCUUCCCUGCUUUUACAAAACCGUGUGGUUGUCUCUGUGGGAGUGACGGAAAACGCAGCACAACCAGAGCUCCUCUGCUUCCUGCUCCGUCUCCACCUGACUGCUUCCUCUCGGAGUGUUGGUGUGACUCCAGCUCUCUGCCUGCCACUGAUUCACUUUCCCCCCCCGACGUCUACACAAAGCUCUCCUUUUUCUGCUCAUCUCAUCUGUGUCUUUAUCUGGCUUUGUGCAUCCCGGAUCGAUUUCCUUUUCUCCUUAUUUGCACUGAUAUUUCUGGCGUUUGACUGAUACUGGUAAUCUUUCCUUUCAUUCUUGUUUGCAGGAUUUUAUUUCUUGCUAUCUUGAAAAUAAGCUCAUUGCCAAUGAAUACAGGGUUUCAAAAGAGUCUUAUAGUGUUGUACGACCAAAUAAUAGAAAUACAUCUCACCUCUGUCCACUUUUGUGGAGCUGUCGACCACAUGUCGGUUGCUCAGCUGUCACGGAGGAUGAUCACGCAUUAGGCGAUUUAACACAUCUUGUAAAUGGACAUUAAGUUAUUUAUAUACUAUGUCCUAAAUCAAUCAAAAAUGUUCACUCCCAAUAUUAUUGUUGGAUUAAAGUCAUUGAAUUGAGGACAUUUGAUUUAGAAUUUCCACAAACAGCUUCUGCAAAUAUUGCUUUCAUUCAAUUAAUCAAAAAUAACAUUAAAAUGCGUAAAAAACCUGCAUUUUUAGAACCAACACGUCUCUAAUGAUGAGGACUCUGAUUAAUCACAUUCAUGAACAAACCUGAGUAUCAGUCAAACCCUUCCUCUUCCUCCUCUUCCUCCCUUCUCCGUGCUCCAGCUCCAGUGUAGAGCAGCCUGUAGGAUCUUCUCUCCUCUAUGAGGGGACGCAGACACUCGACUUAUUUCACCCCCACACACACUUUCACACACACACACAAGAAGCCAUACUGAUUCCAACAGCUUUGCCAUUGUGACGUUGACAUUUUUUUUGUUCCCUUCAUCCUCAUGUGUUGAUAAAACUGUGUUUGUACAUUUUCAUCAUCCAUGUCUGUUGUUCAGUGAGGAUUCCUCCUGCUGCCUCUCAGAGCUGCAGCCAGAUACAAGUCCAGUUAGUGUUCGAUCUAGUGCCUUCACUGAGGAGAACGAGUAGCAGUAUGACCCGCUUUAAAACAGUCCCGGAGCUUUAGGUAAAGUCCGGCUGCCUCAGAUCAGGAUCAUUCCUGCUUUUGAAUUGGAUAUUUAAUCUAACUGGCUAAAAAUCAGCCCAAGAGGUGAAACCGUGGCUCCUUUAUGAUAAGUGGAAGAUCAGACCUGUGGAUAUCCAUCUGAGGAUUACAUUUGAUUCAUAUAAUAUGUAUGGUUUUCCUCCAGAGGCUAACAUCUGUCUUUACACCUGAAGAAGUCCCAGUGAUUUCCUUUACUCUACUGCCAUCUAGUGGUUAGGUCUGUCUAUUACAGUCCGUGUGAGAGGGUUAGAUGUUAGAUGUACCAGUCACUUAUUUACUUCUGCUGUCGACAAAAACUUGAGAUUACAAUGUCUAUUUGUUAGGAUUAAGGAAAGGUAUUCCACUCAUUAUUGAAUAUGUUAUCAGACGGUCCCAUUAUUACAAAAAACGGAGUAUUCUCAGCUCAUAAAAACAAAUAAAGUCACUUAAUUGAAAUAGAAAAUGACAAAACCUGGAUUUUUUUUUUUUAAGGAUUCUUUGGCCUUUUGACCUCUGAUAGAUGCAGACUCACUUUCUGAGUUUAAUGUAUCCACUUAUUCAUCAAUUUGAGCAUUUAUUGUGUCUAUUUGAUGGAGAAAUUACAUUAAAAGAAGGUAAUGGAAAUAAAAAAUACCCAUAAAUCAGCUUUAAAUUAAACCGACUGUUCUGAAAUACUUACAAAUGUUUCAACUGUCUCAACUAAACUGAGUGACUACUUUAGGACUUUAGGCUGUAAAGGAAAAGUCAGCCAUCUUGGCUCCUGGUUUUCACCCAAAUGUAUUAGUUAAAAAAAAUACCGAGAUGGUUUCAAAAGUAGUGUUUUUUCCACAUGUGUUUCCCAGCAUAUCCAAAAUGUGUUGAGUUUCCGACUUGAUUUCCCACCCGGUUGUAUUCAUAGAAAUGGACACUGAUUAAUUCCCCAAUGUAACAACCUAUCAUGUGGAUCAUAGUAGAAUAUUAUUAGUUGUGCGCUGUGAGGAAUCCCUCCAUUUUGUUCACUGUACAAACUCCGUGUUUCUGUUUCUCAGUUGCUUUAGAGGCAUUUAUUAUCCAUGUGAUGUUGUGUUGUAAUGGUUGAUUUUUGCUGAUUGUGUUAAUUUAUUCUGUCGUGGGGGACAUAGGACUUUGGGGAGCGGACCACCAGGGGGCGCUGUGGGCUUAAUGCAUAUGUAUCUACCAAAAACAAAGACGUGAAAGCUCCUGAAGGUGCGGCUUUUCUUAACACUAUGAACUCACCGAUGAUCAGAGGUGUUAAGAAAUGCUGCCUUUUAUAGUGAUGGGAAUGAAACCUGGGAUCAAACCAACGGGAGGAUAGGAACUGUCUGAAUGUACCAUCCAAUGUGAAGUAUAUCUUUUAUAUGCAUUUAUUUCUUGUGUUCACUUCUGCGUGCUUUUGUUGUUCAUUGAUCUCGGAAAGCACGAAGAGUGUGUGCAGACGGAGAGAAGUGUUUUCUAAAAAGCUGUUAAUGUAGGAAAUGAUCCCAAUCCGCCCCGUGAGGCGCAUCCCAACGUGAUAGAUAACACGGAGAAUAGGAAUGUUCAGCAAUACCAUAAACAAGAUCUAUUAAGAGUUUAUUAUAUAGUAAAGAAGAUAUGAAAACUUAGAGAUUUGAAUAACGGUCUGGUUCAUAGAGAUGUGUGUUUAGUGAUGAAGGAAAGUGAGGCUUUGCAGAUUGUGGAAAACAGCACUGUAAUGCAGCUCAGUGUCCAUUAGAAGGACACUUUAAAUAUUAUAUUUUGGCCCAUUAUUGGCUUCUUAUCCGGCCAGUUUCGUGUGUGAAGUAAAGCAGCCAAGACAUUUUUUUGAUUGAGAUGAUUUAAUUUGGUUCAUAUUUAUCUCUUCUUUCAUUCACACUUAAGAUAUUACCACGUGGUUUUAUGGCCUGGAUGCAAAGUCAAAUAAGGAUAGUAAAAGUUAACAUGUACUACUACUUUUAGUGGUGAUUUAGUGAAUAUUAGUUGCACAAAGAAGAGUGGAAGGAAAUGAUUGUAGUUCAUAAUCUUCCUUUCAUUUAAGUAGUUUCAUUGUAAGGCUUUAUUGCAACUUAAGGAUAUUGAUGCAGCCUGGAUUUAAUUGAUUAUUAUUAUAUAUUAAUUCUGAUUACAAAUCAGACGUAUAUUCUUAUAGAGAUGGUACUGGUGGGAGUUAUAUGUGUGUCUUCAAAAAAGUAUGACGGUGGUUAUUUUUCAAAGAGGUCUCGAUGGACCUUUGAACGAACGAUUUCAUUUGGGACGUAAUGGUGUGUUAAAGUAUCUGUGCGAGUAUUGGACUUGUGAUUCAGUCUUAAAGGUUUGAUGGAAAGACAGACUCUUGAUGGAUUUGGAUAAACUCAAAGUCAGCAGAUUAAAUUCUGCAGAUUAAUCUGAACAAGUCAUUUCAAGUCAAACGCAGAAUGUAUUUGAUUUUUCAGAAUGAAAGCUUCACACCGUGGGACAUCAGGCAUCUGCUCAUUUCCAUAUGGUGAUUUCUCUUGUGUUGAUUCAAUGCCUUUGUUUCGGUGACGAUUAAAGGGCAACUCCACCUUUUUUUCAUUCAGAAUGAAGUCAGUCUUUGCGGUAAAUGAACCACUUCUCCCAAAAUAUUUUCUAAUUUAUAUCACUCUGAAAUCUUUACUUUAAUCACGAGUGUUCACCAAACACGACUGAAUUCAUCUGCAUGUAAAACAUGGUCCGCGUUGCCCUUUAAAGGGUUUGAAUGAGUGAACCUCAGAAAUGUAUCUGUACAAAAUAUUGCUGAUAAUCAUUCCAUUGCACAGUUUACUUUGCGUUUAUGCAAUAUCUUAAUUUUGUGGGGGAAAUCUGUUUUGUUGUUAAUGUUGUUAUUAUUGAAAAAAAAGUGUAAAUAUUCCAUUGAGGCUGGUGAGCCGAAUUACAUUUAUAUAAAAAUCUUCUGAUCUUAUGGAUUCAAAUGAUAUUAAUAAGCAGCAGACUUUUUAAGAAACUAUAUUUGUUACACUUCUAUUGUGAAUAAAAAAAUCUUUUCAUAC